Molecule: messenger RNA, 564 nt
Organism: Prunus armeniaca (apricot)
Lineage: Eukaryota; Viridiplantae; Streptophyta; Magnoliopsida; Rosales; Rosaceae
Source: the annotation of a GenBank genome assembly
AUGCCUUCCAAGUUGGUCACACUUGUGCUAAGAAAGAACAAGUUUCGCUUGGGAAUCCAGACUGCAUUAGGCUCCUGCUAUCAGCUCCAGAAGCUGGACAUUUCAUUGAAUGGAUUUGUAGGGCCAUUUUUGUCAUCAUGGUUGUCACUGCCUUCCAUUAAAUAUCUUGACAUUGCUGGAAAUAAACUCACUGGACUUCUCUAUAAGAACAUGACUUGCAAUUCUGAGCUUGCUUUUGUCAAUUUAUCCUCAAAUCUUUUGUCAGGGGAUUUUCCCACUUGUCUGAAAAGGGAUUCUAACAGCAGGGUUGUUCUGUAUUCUGGGAAUUGUUUAGUAAAUGAAGAUCAGAAGCAGCACCCUUCUUACUUGUGCCACAAUGAAGCUCUGGCUGUGCGAAUACCACCUCCUAGUGAGGAAAAGCAUAGGAGAACUUAUGGUAAACACGUUGUUGCAUCAAGUGCAGUGGGAGGUAUUGUGGGUGCAAUUGCAGUUGUUGGUUUAGCUUUCAUGGCUGCUAAGAAGUUUUAUAGUGAGCACACUACUAAAACUCCCCAAACAAGGUAA